AAUUAAAUUAAUAGCCACACCCCUUGUAAAGAUGGCUGCAGCUUUAUCUCCUCCACCUCCUCCUUCCAGCGACUUGUGUUUCAAUCCUAAUGUGUUUAUAUCAGAGACUUACAGUGUGGAUGAGUUUGUUAGUGAGUGCAGGCGUCACGUUACAGUUGAGCACUUACACGAAGACCUGAGGUCUUAUUAUCAAACACUAAAGACUGCCAUGAUUGAAUUAAUUAACAAAGAUUAUUCUGACUUCCUUGACCUUUCUUCUAACUUGGUGGGAAUGGAUAAAGAAAUUGAAAGAUUGACUGUACCUCUUUCACAAUUGCGUCAAGAAAUUUUGAGUAUCAAGUCAUCAAUGGACUCUGUUAUCAAAGAGCUAGACAUCAAGAUGGCUGCCAGAUCAAAACUACAAGAGAAGAAAGUUGCUGUGCAUAGGUUAAUGAUAGUAAUGGAGAGUGUUGAUUUAUUGGAGACGUUACUAAUGAACAGUCCUGAUCUGAAUAGUAUGAGUAAUAAUGAAUUGGAUAGAAUCGCUAUGGAGUAUAACAAGUUACAGUAUAAUGCUAGUUUGAUCACUGAUAUACAGGCAAUAAAGGAUUUACAUCCAAGAAUAGGAAAGAUUACUGAUCAGAUUCAGUCAAUAUUAGAGGAAUUUUUUAUAAAGUCUGUUUCAUCACAAGAUCAUCAACUCCUCAUUCACACAUUAGAAAUAUACUCACUGAUAUCACGCCAUUCUGUGGCUGAGUCUCUCUUUCGUGUAUCCUUCAUUCGACCUUCAUUAGAAAAAAUAAUAUCUUCAAAGGCUGUAUUAACGCACCCUCAAGGAAUCAGUGGCAUGUAUUCUCAGGUGUUGGGUGUGAUUAAGAAAGAAUGCCAAUUUCUGAUUGAAGUGUGUGAUGGAAUACAGGACAGGGAGGGAGGAGAAUCUCAAUCUGGUUUCGAUUUCCUUGUUAACAGUGUUUGGCCUGAAAUUGUCUCGUUAUUUGAAGCUAAAGCUAGCCUUGUAUUUGCACCUGGUAAUCCUGACAACUUUCAUAAAAACUAUGUGUCCAGUAUGGAGUUUGUGGAUCAGUUUGAGUCUCAGUGUCACUCACUGUCUGAAGUAAAGCGUUUCAGAAAUCAUUCCAGCUACCAUCAGUUUAUGAAUAAAUGGAGUCUACCUGUUUACUUCCAAAUAAGAUUCCAAGAGAUUGCUUCACAGCUUGAAUCAGCACUGCAACUUCCACUGGAGGAAGUGAAGGAUGGUGACAGCCCCUAUUCAUUACAAGUGUUUGUAGUACUGACAGAGUGUAUUACCUCUUGUUGGUCUGAUGGUAUAUAUCUCUCAUCUCUUGUCCAUCGGUUCUGGAAACUAACUCUACAGCUGGUGAUCAGGUUGGGGGUAUGGCUUAAGGAGCUUUUGGACUCACAAAAGCCUCUUUCUGUUACUGAAUGUGUAAAGCUUGUCACAGAUAUUGAGUCAUUUAUUGACAAGGGCAAAGUGUUUUCCGAAGCCGGAGGAAUGAAGGGGAAGCUAGAUAUAAUAUCUUGUGAUUCGUUAAGUCUUACAAGAGCCUUCCUCCAAACAUGUGAUAAUAGUGUGAUGUCUUUAGUACCCAGAUUUGGUGAUAUGGUAAUUUCAAGCCUCACACGUCAGUGUGCUGAAAAUUUGGAAUCAGUACAAACUAUACCUCGUCUUUUUCGUAGAACUAAUCGAGAGGUCCCAUCAAAGCCCUCUGGUUAUGUAUCAACAGUAUUGAAGCCAGUCUCUCUCAUUGAUGUUACAAUGGGGCAUGGCCAUGAGUGGGGGAAGCAAGUUAUUGAGAAUGUCACUGAAAAAUAUCAUGAGGUCACAUCAGAAUUGCUGAGUAAUGUAAAGCGAACAGAGGACAGUUUAAUGAAACUAAAGAGAAGCAGACGUUCACUUAUACCAGAGACAUCUAGUGGCAUGAGUGAUGAUAAUAAAAUACGCCUUCAGCUCUCAAUCGAUAUUGAAGCUUACAUAUCGCAAAUCCAUAGCCUCCUACCUACAGUGGAUGUAUCUAUAUUAAACAAGUUAGAGGAAAUUGGAAGGUCAGCAAGGACAGCAUCACUAAGCACGACUGCUGUGGCAGACUGAGAAUGACCAUUUGGCACAUGUUAAUGUAUAGUUUAUUCAUUGAUCAAGCCAAAUGUGGUUGAUACAUGCAUACAACAAUAUUUUGCAAUGUGUCUCAUAAUUAAUUUUUAAAAUUUUCACCUGAAGAUAAAAUCGUGACACUGUCAUCCACAAAAA
Messenger RNA from Amphimedon queenslandica, 2245 nucleotides. RefSeq names its product conserved oligomeric Golgi complex subunit 2-like. Lineage: Eukaryota; Metazoa; Porifera; Demospongiae; Haplosclerida; Niphatidae. The coding region runs from base 32 to 2089 and encodes 685 amino acids. The transcript is spliced from 16 exons. The record is from RefSeq and is a predicted model, not a curated record. Gene Ontology annotation, cellular component: COG complex; membrane. Gene Ontology annotation, biological process: protein transport; Golgi organization; intra-Golgi vesicle-mediated transport.